Grammomys surdaster is the source of this 1486-nucleotide messenger RNA. RefSeq names its product protein FAM228A-like. The record is from RefSeq and is a predicted model, not a curated record. The transcript is spliced from 9 exons. Bases 268 to 1185 code for a protein of 305 amino acids. NCBI's taxonomy places the organism in Eukaryota, Metazoa, Chordata, Mammalia, Rodentia, Muridae.
GUAGGCCAGCCCUGAGGCAACCUGGGAGGCCUGUGGGCCUGAGGUGACCAGUGACCCGCACUGGAGCAUCCAUCUGUUGGGAGGGGAGGCCUGUGUCCUGUAGUGACCAGCGAACAGCGCGGGAACGUCCAUCUGAGAGGAGGCCUGCGGGCCUGAGGUAAGCAGUCAGCAGCGCAGAAGUAGCCAUCUGAGGUGAGGCCUGUGGGACCUAAGGUGGAGCCACCAGUGCGGGCGCUUCCAUUUGAGGCCUAAGGGAUUCUACUACUUAUGGCUGACACAAAAACUUCAAACUGUGAAGAACAUUUCAGUGUGGAGAAACUAAAGGAAUGGCCAGAGCCUGAGUCUGUUUCUUUAAUGGAGGUAUUAGCUAGAGAAGACAUCGACGAAGCUGUGCAUGCAAUAUUAUUCAGAGAAAACUAUGUUGUGAAGAGAUUGGAUACAUAUUUACAGCAUCUGGCUGUCUUUAAGGAAAGAAGAAAAGAGCUGUUACAUAAGAAAUGGGUUGAAAAUGUGGCACAGCCUCUUCAGCAGAAAAUUAUAGACAAAGUCAUUUCAUCUAAAAAACCUGGGAAAAACCAAGUGAAAUAUGAACACUGCUUAAAGCACACAGAUAAACUGACUAAAGUAUCUCCAUUGUGUGAAUGUCUGUUUCAAAAACAGCCAAAGUUCGGAAAAGAAAAAGGACCCAGUUACCAACAUGGCAGAGGAAAACAGCAUGGCACACAAAAAGAAGCCAAAGAAACUGAGAAGGGUCUCCUCUUCACCAAGUCGCCCCCGUUCCCACCCAGGUCCCAUUGCACUGGUGCCAAAGAGAGGCAGAGAGCCUCUGCGCGGUUCAUGCAGAAUAAGCCCUGUGGCAGGAACAGGUACAGGGGAGCCAGUUCUCAAAAGCCUGUCUGUAUGUUAAAGUCCCAUCUGCCUAAGGAGGAGAAGACAGUCAAUCCAAGCCAGAUUUUUUUUGAAAGGCAAUUCCAAGCCUCAAGGCUCAGCCAGGAUAUCAAAGAGGCUGAAAAGAAGGGUCCGGUUUUAGGGACUCGGCCACAGAGACCAUGCUCCUGGGCAGCAGCAGAUAGCACGCAGAGGCCAUCAUCUGUGGGAAGAAGAGUGAUGACAGCUGAGAUCCUGGGGAAGCAUCUGGCCUCCCUGCAGCAGGCAGCCAUGGCUGUCUGCAGCAACUCUCCCUGACUUCAGUUGCAUCUUGAUUCAGCACCAACAAAACCUGCUCCCCCAAACCCAGGAAAGCCGGAGUAGGCUUGCUCAAUAGGCUGUGCCUGGUUCUUCAAAGCUCCUUGUAGAUAAGCAGGAUGCUGCUUGUUUCAGUUUUAGGUACCAGGGAAAGGCUCUUUUCUGUUUUAACCAGUGGUGCUGUGGUCUGUAUCUGCGGUCAGUAAGGGAUGAGUCUUUAAAAUCAAUCUCAAUACACUGAACUGUGUUCUCAAGUGAGUCAGCCAGUGAUUAUAUUUAAAUAAAAAUGGGGAGAAUGGAA